This is a messenger RNA of Xenopus laevis (African clawed frog), 3439 nucleotides long. RefSeq names its product transmembrane channel like 4 L homeolog (gene tmc4.L). Gene Ontology annotation, biological process: chloride transmembrane transport; monoatomic ion transmembrane transport. Gene Ontology annotation, cellular component: membrane; plasma membrane. The transcript has 17 exons. Lineage: Eukaryota; Metazoa; Chordata; Amphibia; Anura; Pipidae. The record is from RefSeq and is a predicted model, not a curated record. The coding region runs from base 547 to 2493 and encodes 648 amino acids. Gene Ontology annotation, molecular function: mechanosensitive monoatomic ion channel activity.
UUGCGCUAGAGGAGGCGGCCAUUGACUGGAGAAUCCCACCGGUGGCGCUGUUUCUGUUGUUCAGCGAUUCCGAAUUGGAUGCAGUGCAGCCAGUCCAGAGGAUUACCACCGGCCUUACCGAUCCGAGUGUCCAGAGGGUCCGCUCCUAAUUCAGUGCAGCCGUUUCAGUGAAGCCCAGUGGAGAGCCAAUCGGAGUUCCAUCCGGCACCUCGGCGCAACCUUUCUGAUUCAGCGCUGUUAGUCCUACGGAGGGUUAACCGGUGUUUCCCCAGCGCUUCUGAAUAUAUACCUACACACAGGCAGAUCCCGGACGAUCGGAUCAUCACUACUCAUUUACUCCUAUCUUACAAGUUUAAGGGGUACUAUUCGAAAAGGAGACUUGCCUCGUUUUUGCUGUAUGAGAACACCUGAUUGGCAUAACUAUCACAAGAAUAUUGGGUGCUCUGGAAAACCUCUGAAUCCCCAGUUGCAAAUGAAUUCUCCCCCAAAAACGGACUCCGCCACCGCGGCAGUGAGUCUCAGUGGGGGGCAACAGACAUUCAGCCCAUGCAGCAGAGCAGGUCAUUCCAGCCCUGGUCAGAUACAGAUCUGCAAGAUGAGGAUGAGGACAAACCCGUGAAAGAGUUUUGCUUCUCGAUGCAAAGGAAAAGGGAAAUAAGGAUAAAACAGGAGAAGCAGGGUGCAAAGAAAAACACCUGGGAGACAUGGAGUCGGGAUUACAAACGAUCCUUCCGGCAGUUCCAAAGCAAAGCAUCUGAGUCCCUACAGUUCCUGGUGUUAUGGAGGAGAACAAUCAAUACCAUAGGAGGGAACUUUGGCACAGGGAUCGCCUCCUACUUCACUUUCCUUCGAUUCCUGAUCUUGAUGAACUUUGUGACAUUUCUCUUGAUUGGAGGAUUUAUCGUAAUUCCCAACAUUGUUGUCCAAGAGCUGAAUGUGGUCCAGACAUCACAAAGUUCCAACACAACCGGAUUGUGUCUGAAAUACAGUCCAAACCCACAAGGGCUCGAGAGAUAUUACACCUUCAUCAUGGACAUCCUGAUGGGAACGGGUUUCAUGGAGCUCACCUAUAUGUUCUAUGGUUUCUACAAGAAUACGCUAGUAAUACUGGCUGCAUUUUACUACAACUUACCCCUGGCAUAUCUCACUACUACUCUGUUUUAUUUUCUACUCAGCUUGGUGUGGAUCGUAGUCAGAUCUGUCAAGGGAUUUAAGCAAAGCCUGUUGACCGAGAACACAGAGCUAAGCAACUACACCAGCAAAAUAUUUGUGGGUUGGGAUUUUUGCAUUAAGGACCCCAGGAUUAUAAAACUGAAACAAAAGAGCAUCCGGUAUGAGCUGCAGAUGGAUUUGGAAGAGGAAAACAUGAGGCGCAAGCAUGCCGAGCGCACAACAUCUCAGCUCGCCGCCAUCUAUUCUUUGCGGGUCUUCCUCAACCUGGUUGUGAUCUGUCUCACAGGAGCAGCUUUCUACUGCAUCUACCUGUCUACUGUCAACUCCCAAGAGCUGCUCAUAAAUAGUUCGGUCAAAGGGAACUUUAUCCUGGAGUUACUGGUUGGUUACCUUCCCUCCAUUACCAUCACAGCCGCUAACUUCUUCCUCCCCAUUGUCUUUGGGAUCAUUAUCCUAUGGGAGAAGUACACACUCAACUGGGAGAUCAGGCUCACACUAGUAAGGUGUGUAUUCCUUCGCCUGACCAGCCUGGGCAUGUUGCUCUAUUCUCUCUGGGACAAGAUCACGUGCAGUGGAAAACCUCACGAUGCUAAAUGCGUGACCUGUGGGUACAACAUUGACGAGUACAAAUGCUGGGAGACACGUGUGGGGCAGGAGAUGUACAAGCUGCUGAUAUUUGACUUUCUGACUGUUCUUGUGGUCAUUCUGCUGGUGGACUUUCCCAGAAAAAUGAUGGUUGACCAUUGCUCGUGCAAACCCAUUCAGUUCUGGGGCCAGCAGGAGUUCCUGGUGCCCCAGAACGUGCUGGACAUUGUUUAUGGGCAGACUGUCUGCUGGAUUGGAACCUUCUUCUGCCCUCUACUUCCCCUUCUCAACACUGUUAAAUAUUUCAUCAUCUUCUACAUGAAGAGGCUGACGCUUUUUACCAACUGUCGCCCUGCUGAUCGAACAUUCCGAGCGUCGAGUGCCAACUUUUUCUUCAUGUUGGUUCUGCUCCUGGGCCUCGCAAUAUCGUGGGUGCCAGUCCUGUACAGCAUAUUUGCAAUGACACCAUCAAGAGCCUGUGGGCCAUUCAAUGGACAGACCAACAUCUGGGACACAAUUCCUAUAACCAUCCAAACCCUCCCCAAGACUGCGGCAGAAUUCUUUUUGUUCAUCGGAUCACAGGCUUUUGCUGUGCCCUUGUUCUUUUUGUGCUGCAUUUUAAUGUUCUACCUCAUUGCACUGGCAAGUUCAUAUGGGGAACUGGUGAAGACCCUGAAGGAUCAGCUACAGAUGGAAAGAAGCAGGAAGAUGUUCCUAAGACAAGUGACUUACUGAGGAAGCUUCUGGACUUCACCCGUCGUACUUAUGUAUUUGCUGUAAAUAGAGGAAAUACAAUUAUUAGCAGCACAGAAUUAUAUACAGAUUAUGGAUCGUUAGAGAAAUGUAUUUUCCAUAUAUACAUCAGUGAUGUUCAACUUGCAGCUUUGGUUAACUGUAACUGUGAUUCUGGGGUCCCCCCUGAGAUGAAUUUAGGGGAUUGUUUGGUGCAUGAAAGCUGCAUGGCAAAUCAGUGCAGAUUUCACCCAUAGAUCCUUUUUAUAAACAUUGCUCCAUAAAAGUCACUUGCACGUUGAUUCCCAAACUGUGCAUCUGCCUCCCUAGUGGGAACCAAAGCAGCAGAAAUGGGGAUCCAGGCAGCAGGGUGAUUAUUAUGUUCUCCUUCUGUAUAUUUUGCAUUGCCGGUAAAAGUGACCAGCCACAUCCCCGCCCUUUUCACAGCUUCCGUUCUCCAUGACACUAAACAAUACUAGUAUGGAAGAGCAAUGAGGAACUGUUUGCGCAAUUGAAUAUUAAUUGUGGUUGUAGGAGAUAAUUCCAUAAAGAAAAAUACACAUUUCAAAAACAAAAGCAUCAGUAUGGCAGGUGUACAGGUAUAUUACAAAUAUUUAGGGAUGCACCGAAUCCACUAUUUUGGAUUCGGCUGAACCCGCCCGAAUCCUUCGCUAAAGAUUCAGCCGAAUACCAAACCAAAUCCUUAUUUGCAUAUGCAAAUUAGGGAUGGGAAGGGGAAAACAUUUUUUCCUUCCUUUUGUGACAAAAAGUCACGCGAUUUUCCUCCCCGUCCCUAAUUUGCAUAUGCAAAUUAGGAUUCCGAUUCAAUUCGGCCGAAUCCUGCUGAAAAAGGCUGGAUCCUGGCUGAAUCCCAAACCGCAUCCCUACAAAUAUUACAGCACUUAAAAUGAAAUAUAAUUGGGAUGUUUUUAAAUAAAUAUACAUACCA